AAAAGCUUAUUUUGACGUUGUAAAAAAUUUAUAGCGCGCGUUGGAGUUGGCCACUUGUGGUCGUGCACUCCUGCUCUGCCACAGCCCGCAGGAUAAGAAGCAUGCGCGCUAAGCUCCCCGUGGUCAUCGCCGGUGCCUCUGCGCCGCCGCGCCCCUUCUCCCCCUGGCGCCGCCGCGAGCUACCCAUCCGGCUGGCCUCGUCCAAACCUCCCCGUGCCCUGCAGAACAGCGAGGGAGGCAGUAGGCCCCUGGGGCGCGCCUGGCCGGCCGUCUCCGCUGCCCUCUUCGGCGCGGGGUUCCUCCUCGGGCCGCUCCUGGACGGCAUCCACUCCCGCGUCGGCCUCCAGGUCUACGGAAACGGCGCCCUCGACUUGGGCCCCCUCCACACCCACAUCCUGGUGCCGCCCCUUCUCGGAGCGUUCUACUGCACCGUGGGGCUGCUCCAGCUCUUCCUGGACGAGAGGGCGGCCCCCGGCCCCAGGUCCAAGGCCACCGGGAGACCGCGCGACACGGCGACGUCGCUCAUAGUCCUCGCCCUGUUCAUCGAGCUGAGCGCGGAGAUGUACAUGGCCGGGGUGCAGAGCAACGUGGAGGCGUACGUGCUGUUCGCCGUGGCGGAGUUCGUGUGGCUCUUCCUCGACAGCUCCUGGCUCGGCUUCGCCCUGGCCUGCCUCGUGGGAGUCGCCUGCCCUCUCGCCGAGGUCCCGCUCGUCAGAUUGCUGGAGUGCUGGAGCUAUCCCAAUGCCGACAUCCAACUGUUUGGCACCGGGCUGAUGAGCUGGACGACGACGUGCUACUUCGUGUACACGCCUUUCCUGGUGAAUCUGGCGAGAUUGCUCAAGUCAAGGCUGGCGGACGAUGACACGGAGGGAAAGGAAGAAUGAAGCAGCUCGCCUCCUGUGAGCCAGCGCAUCAAAUUUGUACAGCAAAAUCAUGCAAAAAGUGCUAGUACAAGAAACAUAGGUUUCAUAUCCUUCCCUCAGCAGUACUACCGCAUCAAUGUAACUAAGACGGCCAGAUUUCAUCCAACAUUGCUUUUUCAAAAGGGGAGUGGCGCCGGCCGAGUUUGGGCCGACCGCACGCGGACCGCAGGAUUCACCAA
Messenger RNA from Hordeum vulgare subsp. vulgare (domesticated barley), 1102 nucleotides. RefSeq lists its product as uncharacterized. Lineage: Eukaryota; Viridiplantae; Streptophyta; Magnoliopsida; Poales; Poaceae. The record is from RefSeq and is a predicted model, not a curated record. The coding region runs from base 102 to 884 and encodes 260 amino acids. The transcript has 5 exons.